CAUUGAUUAAAGAAUCAAGAUUUAGCUUGGUUUUUUUGGUGGUUCAGCCCCCUGCAAUGUAUUGCGCCCACAAAUUUGCAAAUGGAAUGAUUGGGGGAAAUCCCCAAUUAUGCCUAUUCUAACAUGUUCUAUUGAGGACUCCCAAGGAAUGGCUCUCCUCCCUGGAGACCUGAUUAUAAAGAUGGACAUUAUGUUUUUGUCAUUAGAAAAAAUCUAACUCCACGCUGUAGGUAAGAGCUGUGAUCACACAAUUCAUUGUCUCUUCUACAGAACCCUGCAGUUUUCGAUUGAAGAAAGACUUUUCAGGUCAAAAUAAUAUGCCUGCUGCCUAACCCUUUGUUAUAUUCUUUGAUUUUGUUUCUCAUCUGCAUGCCAUAUGGACUAGUCUGAAUGGUGACGCUGUUAAAUUUCUCAUGCUCUACCUGUAAUACUCAUUAUUUGGUCACUUUCUGUUCCUUUCGUGCUUGCAGUCAAGAUUCUAGGUGAAAUGGGUGAAGGAACAUUUGGGCAAGUCCUGGAAUGCUUUGAUAAUGAGAAGCAAGAAGUUGUGGCCAUCAAAAUUGUUCGCUCCAUACAUAAGUAUUGUGAAGCAGCCAUGAUUGAAAUUGACUUCCUACAAAGGCUUGCCAGGCACGACAUUGGUGGCAUUCGUUGUGUGCAAAUAUGGAAUUGAUUUGACUAUCGUAAUCAUAUUUGUACUGUAUUUGAGAAGCUUGGACCAAGCCCAUACGAUUUUCUCCACAAAAACAACUAUUGUUGAUUUCUCAUUGAUCUUGUUCGGGAGCUUGGCAGACAAAUUUGGGAAUCUGUAGCAUUUAUGUAUGAUUUACACUUGAUUCACACUGAUUUGAAGCCAGAAAAUACUCUUCUUCUGUCAUCUGAAUAUGUCAAGGUCCCUGAUUACAGGGUAUUCCUAUGCUCUCCACCUCCCUUGAAUAUUCUCUUUGUUCUUUAGCAUGAGCUGUAUGGGGAAAUGGAUGAUUCUUGAAUGAAUCUAUUUCCCCCGGAACUAGUUUUACUUGUUUUGUCCUCUGAGACAUCUCUGAUUACAGCAGGGCCAUAAUCAUAUCAAAUUAUAUUUCACAAACGAGCUAGUUGAGUUGAGCUUAGUUGAGAUGGUAUUCGCCAAUUAGGCCUUAGCUCAAGUGGUUAAAGAACCUAGAGGCUUAGGUGUUGAAUUCGAUUCCCAUGUGUACGAGUUUUCUUUAAGUUUGAUCUGAUUUAUUUGUAUGGUUACUUUUUUUUUUUUUUUUGGAUAAGGACAAUGAUUAAUAAGUUAAUAUUGUCAAAUGUUAGCAAUUAAGGAAUUCGAUUCCCAAAUCUAAUGAAUAGUCCACUAAUUUUAAUGAGGCGGGCGGUCAUUGGACCGCUUGGUUAAGUUCAUUUGUAUGAGAAGGUUUUGGUUGUCUUCUUGAUGGGAUUGUUGUCAAACAAUUCAGGGCGACAGUGUUGAUGGCAGAAACUUUGGCAUUGUGAGCUGCUAUUGGAUGGCCAGCUUCCUGUGGAGUCUCUAGAGCCAUCCUUGAAUCUGAUUGUAAGAUCCUUAUACAAGUAGUUAAACAUGAAAUACCCUUACCAUGGCAGAUUGCUCCUUUGGUUAAUCCUAUCUGGUAAUUGUAAUUGACUGCAGCUUUUUCUUUC
This is a messenger RNA of Rubroshorea leprosula, 1641 nucleotides long. NCBI's taxonomy places the organism in Eukaryota, Viridiplantae, Streptophyta, Magnoliopsida, Malvales, Dipterocarpaceae. The record is from the annotation of a GenBank genome assembly.